This is a messenger RNA of Ailuropoda melanoleuca (giant panda), 477 nucleotides long. RefSeq names its product H2B clustered histone 3 (gene H2BC3). The transcript has a single exon. The coding region runs from base 53 to 433 and encodes 126 amino acids. Gene Ontology annotation, molecular function: DNA binding; structural constituent of chromatin; protein heterodimerization activity. NCBI's taxonomy places the organism in Eukaryota, Metazoa, Chordata, Mammalia, Carnivora, Ursidae. Gene Ontology annotation, cellular component: nucleosome. The record is from RefSeq and is a predicted model, not a curated record.
CCUUUGUUCUGGUGAGUGCGAUUAGCAUUUCUACAGUUGUUAGGGAAAAACCAUGCCUGAGCCUUCGAAAUCUGCUCCGGCCCCGAAGAAGGGUUCCAAAAAAGCCAUCACUAAGGCGCAGAAGAAGGACGGCAAGAAGCGCAAGCGCAGCCGUAAAGAGAGCUAUUCCAUCUACGUGUACAAGGUGCUGAAGCAGGUGCACCCCGACACCGGCAUCUCGUCCAAGGCCAUGGGCAUCAUGAACUCGUUCGUCAACGACAUCUUCGAGCGCAUCGCGGGCGAGGCGUCGCGCCUGGCGCAUUACAACAAGCGCUCGACCAUCACGUCCAGGGAGAUCCAGACGGCCGUGCGCCUGCUGCUGCCCGGGGAGCUGGCCAAGCACGCCGUGUCCGAGGGCACCAAGGCCGUCACCAAGUACACCAGCUCCAAGUGAGUGCGCUCCGAAGCACAGUCGACCCCAAAGGCUCUUUUCAGAGC